AUGCCAAAUGGAUCACCUCACAGCGUUGGUGUUCCAAAUAGUUCGCCACAUUGCAUUGACGUUGCAAACGGAUCACGACAAGGUAUUCCGAAUUAUUCACCACAAAGCGGUAGUCUUUCAGAUGCAUCACAACAAGGCUUCGGCAUCCAAAAUGAACCGUCACAAUAUGACUACAAUCCGAUUUAUGAUUUAUCCAGUAAUGAUAUUGCACUUGUAACAAGUUUCUUCGCCAACUCGGAAGCUUCGAUUGAUUUUGACCCUACAAUGGAUACUCAGGGUGCGCAUCAGGGUGCACAUUAA
This is a messenger RNA of Clunio marinus, 300 nucleotides long. Lineage: Eukaryota; Metazoa; Arthropoda; Insecta; Diptera; Chironomidae. The record is from the annotation of a GenBank genome assembly.